UAAAUAUGAGUAUUUAUAAUUUUAUUUGUAAUAUUGACCGGCAUGAACCGGCACAAACCGGUAUGUACCACCGGUCGAACAAUUCCACGUGCUAAACCGACACACUGACAUAAACCGGUUUGACAACGUUGGUAUAGAAAAAUUGAUUACUCAUGGGCCCAGAUAUGGCCCAACAUCAUGACUCUAGCCUUAAGAAAUAAACCGGUCCAUUUCAGAAUGUCGGCCCAUUAUCUGCUUCGUGGCCGUAAAAAUCUGGAAUUAGGGUUACGCCCUUCCAUCCUCAUCUGCGCGUAGCUGUUCUUGUUCCGGAGUUUACCUAAGCGCUUUUUCAUCACUGCGCCGCUUUCUCUCUUCUCCGGCAAGUGCAAGCUUCAUUUUUUAAGCUUCUCAUUACCCGCAGGAGUCCCACCAUGGAAGUAGAGGCCCCACUUCCAGUUCCGGCUCCAGCUCCGGCGUCAGUUACUGGUCCCAUGGACGUCAAAUUGUUCAAUCGCUGGGUGUUCGAUGAUAUUCAGAUCAAUGACAUUUCCUUGUCGGAUUAUAUUGGCGUCCAAGCGGCCAAGCAUGCAACAUUUGUCCCCCACACAGCUGGGAGGUACUCUGCCAAGCGAUUCAGGAAGGCUCAGUGCCCGAUCAUUGAGAGGCUUACCAACUCUCUUAUGAUGCACGGGAGAAACAAUGGUAAGAAGCUGAUGGCAGUCAGGAUUGUCAAGCACGCCAUGGAGAUCAUCCACCUCCUAACUGAUGCAAACCCAAUCCAAAUCAUCGUUGAUGCUGUGGUCAACAGCGGUCCUCGUGAAGAUGCAACUAGAAUUGGUUCGGCUGGUGUUGUGAGGCGUCAGGCCGUCGAUAUUUCUCCGCUCAGGCGUGUCAACCAGGCCCUGUACCUCCUGACCACUGGAGCUAGGGAGUCUGCUUUCCGUAACAUCAAGACUAUCGCUGAAUGCUUGGCUGAUGAACUCAUCAAUGCUGCAAAGGGAUCCUCGAACAGCUAUGCUAUCAAGAAGAAGGACGAGAUUGAGAGAGUUGCCAAAGCCAACCGUUAAGAGAUUUUUGUAUGUCUGCUGUUAUCUUCAGCUUUAGCCCGUGUGUGUUGCUGGAAAAUGUCAGGAGAAUUUUGCUGUUUGUCUUUUGAGGUUUAAGGUACUUUUAUUGUCAGUUGUUAGUGAAUACCGAGAGUUUGUUUUGGAAGCCGAAUGCUACAAUCGUUUAUUUGAUACUUCUAGCAAUGUCAUGCUGAAUCCUACCUUGAUUUUAAGGUUUAUUGCUAUCUCUCAUGUCAUUAUCUCCUUGUAUGUCUAUAUCUCGUUCUCUGUUGGUUAAAAUGGAACCCCAUAACAGUUUUAGGUAAGUUUACAGGUUCGUGUGUAUUUUUCAGACUCUCUCGUUUAUCUCUAGUUUCAGAGUUUGAACAAGAGUGAAAUGGAGUUUAAGAACUGAGAUGGAGAUAUGCAACUCACUUCUUCUUGACGUCACUUGGGAAAGCUUCAAAACUACAGCUUAAGUUGUUGUAAACACUUGUAGUUUUAACUUUCAAGCCACGUUCACUUGGCAAUGUCAGAAACAGGGAUAACUGCAAAAAAAACUUAACCAAGGUAGUGAUGGACAUUGGCCAAUCUGCCAAACUAAAUGGUCCAGAAACCCGAGGGUUCUACGUCUGGAGCUUUGCUCUAUGCUCGUUCAGUUCCUGCCAACGAUUUUCGAAUUCCAACUCAAAGUUGGACUUAAGAGGCUCCAAAAAAGGGAUCCUACAACUCAAAGAUGUUAUAUACCCAGGUUGUCAACCCGCGGGUUGACCCACUUUGACCCUGAUCCGGUGAGAAAAACGGGUCGCACGCACCCGCCGGGUCGACCGCUAUAAGGUGCUGGGUUGAAGGUCAAAUUGUGCCAUUUUUUUCUUUGUUUUGCGAAAUGCGCCUAUUUUCCGAUUUUUCUUUUCGCCUAACUCAAUCUUUGGAAUCCUAAGUGUGUGAAUUUUCACUAUAUGUUGAAUCUAAGUACAAAAUGUUAUUUUGGUGUAAUAUUAUAUGUUAUAACUCAUAUGUUAGAUGAGAUUUGAUAUAAUUUAUAAGGAUAAGUACAAUAUAAUGACGCUUUCCAU
Molecule: messenger RNA, 2101 nt
Organism: Linum trigynum
Lineage: Eukaryota; Viridiplantae; Streptophyta; Magnoliopsida; Malpighiales; Linaceae
Source: the annotation of a GenBank genome assembly